Molecule: messenger RNA, 1503 nt
Organism: Penicillium diatomitis
Lineage: Eukaryota; Fungi; Ascomycota; Eurotiomycetes; Eurotiales; Aspergillaceae
Product: hemolysin III family protein
Exons: 2
Coding region: 1-1503 (500 amino acids)
Cellular component (GO): membrane
Molecular function (GO): signaling receptor activity
Source: RefSeq, a predicted model, not a curated record
AUGGCGUGUUCCACGUCGUCCGUCACCAUGGAAGCUUCUGCGGAGGGAUUCUCUUCCUCCGCGGCCACACCCGCGGAGGAUACUGCUCUCCUGCGAGAUCGCCGUCGGAGGCACUCAUACCAUGCUCCGCGUAAAUUAUCCUGCGACUACCAAGAUUCCGACACGGUGUUCAUUCGGGUGGAGCUUUUCCUGGCCGAACUCGAGCGCCGCAUGUCAUGGAUUGAGCAAUACCGCAAGUCUCACAUGGAUCACAUCGACACCAGUCUCCACCGAGGAUAUUCGACUUUGGAAGCCGUCCGUGAUCAGUGCUCCCUUGCGUCCGGUGAACUGAUGGGCAGCGGCAAGAAACGGGCUAAGAUCCUCGUGGAGGCCCUGGAGGAUCGGUACAUGGAGGCUCUGGCAACAAAGGAGACCUUAGAACAGAAGGCGCAGGCGGGAGUGAGACUGAUGGAGUCUUUCCUUACCGAGCUCGAGGCGCGAGUCCACGCUGUUCACGACCGAGGCAUCUACGGCACUCUCGACGAUGGGUGGAAAGCCAUGGACACAAAGUUGGGUCACGCCCGAGAAAUUGUGGACGAAGGAAUGGAACGGGCACGCCGAGCUCGUGACGCUUUACGGGAAAGCAUCGAGAAGGCGGUUCGUCUCGCUCAGGAAGACCGCUUGAUCACAUAUGCCGACUUGCCAGACCCCUGGAGGGUCAACCCGCACAUUCUGAAAGGCUAUCGCUUCACCGAGUCCAAGGUGGAAUGCGUCCACUCUGUUUUCUCCUUCUCGAAUGAGUUCGUCAACAUUUGGUCUCAUCUCAUCGGUUUGAUUCUGGUUCUCUCCAUCGCGUUCUACUUCUACCCGCUUCAUACCAAUUUUCACUCGAGUUCCAAAGCCGACAUUAUGAUCGCCGCAGUCUUUUUCUUCGCCGCCUGCAAGUGUCUGGUCUGCAGCACCAUCUGGCACACGAUGAACAGCAUUGCCUCGCAAUCGCUGAUGGAGCGGUUCGCCUGCGUUGAUUACACCGGAAUCUCUUUGUUGGUGGCCGCGUCGAUCGUGUCCACCGAAUACACGGCUUUCUACUGCGAACCAACGUCUCGCUGGACCUAUAUUCUGCUGACUAUGUGUCUGGGCAUUGGCGGCAUCAUCCUCCCAUGGCAUCCCACCUUCAAUCGCCAUGACAUGGCUUGGGCCCGCGUCGCCUUUUAUGUCACCCUUGCUCUUACCGGCUUCGCCCCUCUCGCCCAACUCUCCUACACGCGUGGAUUCGAGUGGUGCAUGUAUUUCUAUGCUCCGGUUGUGAAGAGCGUCAUGGUCUACUUCGUAGGUGCCCUUGUGUACGCGUCGAAGGUGCCCGAGCGUUGGAAGCCGGGUCUUUUCGACUAUUUCGGUGGAAGUCACAACAUUUGGCAUCUAGCUGUCCUGGGUGGCAUUCUGUUCCACUACUGUGCCAUGCAGGAUCUCUUCUCCAAUGCGUUCCAGCGUGCCCAGGGCGAAUGUCCGAACCUGACGUCUUGA